This is a messenger RNA of Ambispora gerdemannii, 538 nucleotides long. Lineage: Eukaryota; Fungi; Glomeromycota; Glomeromycetes; Archaeosporales; Ambisporaceae. The record is from the annotation of a GenBank genome assembly.
AUUUUACAUUAUAUUCAAAAUUUUGGAAAUUUGUCUUCGAAAAUUCUUAAAAGCUAUGAGUAAAAAAUCUGAGGAAGAAUAUUUGCCAACGGUAUCAACCGCUCUGAAAGCAAUUUAUCCAAAAUUGUCUAAUAAUGUAAUUACGAGUUAUGAAGAAUUACUCAAUAAUGUAGAUAAACACGAUCCCAUCCUUAUUAUAACACCAAACAGUGCGUGGAUCAACCAAUAUAGUUGGCCUGCAUAUAAUGUAGUAAUGGAUACAUUUGCUACUUAUGGUCUUGCGCAAAAUCAACGCAGGGACAAAAAUUCGCGUUGCAUAUUUCACUUUCGAGAGAUUUAUGAUCUGUAUCAAGUCCGCGACGGAAUUAAAAGUAACAACUUGGCACCAAACAUAUUUAACAUACAACCUAGUCUUCGUGUAUAUUUUCAACACAAUCCGAACGUUCAACUUGAGCCAAUUGGCUCAGCUUGGAUCUUAAUGAAGAUUGGAGCUUUUUCCAGUGAUUAUGGGCAAGAUAUAAAUUUUUUUGUCGUAUAA